Messenger RNA from Tinamus guttatus (white-throated tinamou), 1796 nucleotides. NCBI's taxonomy places the organism in Eukaryota, Metazoa, Chordata, Aves, Tinamiformes, Tinamidae. The record is from RefSeq and is a predicted model, not a curated record.
GCCGAGAUCCUGAGGUAAUUUUUCCCCUCACACACAGCAGAGACUCUUUUUUGAACAGGACACAAAUAUAUAUUAGAUUAUAGAGAUGUAUUAAAUUAUUCCAGAUUUAAAUCUAUUUUUUUGCUGCCAAGGAGUAGGGGGGACCAGACAUUAUCGUGUAUAUAUAUAUAUUUUUUUUUUCCUCUUAACUCAUUUUAUGGGUGAGUCAAGGCUGCUGAGGAGGAAAGAAACAGCGUAGUUAAAAUCCCUUUAUCCUUAUCCACGGAAGGUUUUUUUUUUUUUUUUUUUUCCUCUCAUUACCGUGCAUUUCCUUUUGAAAAAGGAAACCUCUUAUUUUGUGAACCAAAGAUUUAUUUUUCCCUUCCUCCUGGCCAAAGGAAGGAAACAGAUAAAUUGACACACUUAAAUAGUCAAAGAGAUUAUCUUUUACAGAAAAAAAAAUCUAUAUCUGAAUCUAAAAUAGUGUGGAGGGAGAAACUGGAAUAUCUAGCUAAAACCGGGAUACUUACUAAUCUCUCCUCAGAAGAGGAAGAGGUAAACACUAAACAUCAACUUGUUCUUACAAGGAGGAUUCAAACCCUAAAUAUAAUAAAUGGGGGAUUACGGGUUUGGAGUGUUAGUGCAAAACAACACUGGAAACAAGUCAGCUUUUCCAGUCAGAUUUCAUCCACAUCUGCAGCCUCCGCACCAUCAUCAAAAUGCAACCCCCAGCCCUGCUGCUUUUAUAAAUAAUAACACAGCUGCCAAUGGCAGUAGUGCUGGGUCAGCUUGGCUCUUUCCUGCUCCAGCUGCCCAUAAUAUUCAGGAUGAGAUUCUGGGGUCAGAAAAAUCUAAAGCUCAGCAACAGGAAAAGCAAGAGUCCCUAGAAAAACAGCAGCUUUCCCCUAGUCAAAGUCAGGAAGCAGGCAUGCUGUCAGAACCUGAGAAAGCUAAAAGCGAAGAAAAUCAGGGCGAUAACUCUUCGGAGAACGGCAGUGGGAAGGAGAAAAUAAGAAUAGAGUCGCCGGUGUUAACAGCGUUUGAUUAUCAAGAGGCUUCAGGGCUAGGUACUUCGACGCAGCCCUUGACGUCCACUGCAUCUUCCCUGACUGGUUUCAGCAACUGGUCUGCGGCUAUUGCUCCUUCUUCUUCUACAAUAAUCAAUGAAGAUGCAAGCUUUUUUCACCAGGGAGGGGUCCCUGCUGCCUCGGCUAAUAAUGGUGCUCUGCUAUUUCAGAAUUUUCCACAUCACGUCAGCCCUGGCUUUGGUGGUAGCUUUUCCCCCCAGAUUGGACCCCUCUCUCAACACCACCCUCAUCACCCCCAUUUUCAGCAUCACCACAAUCAGCAUCAGCAACAGAGAAGGUCUCCUGCAAGUCCUCACCCGCCACCAUUUACACAUAGAAAUGCUGCUUUUAAUCAAUUGCCUCAUCUGGCUAAUAAUCUUAACAAGCCACCUUCUCCAUGGAGCAGCUACCAAAGCCCAUCGCCUACACCAUCUUCAUGGAGCCCAGGUGGUGGCGGAUACGGUGGGUGGGGAGGGUCCCAAGGUCGAGACCACCGCAGGGGACUGAAUGGAGGGAUAACACCCCUGAACUCCAUCUCACCCUUAAAGAAGAAUUUUGCAAGUAAUCAUAUCCAGUUGCAGAAAUAUGCUCGACCCAGCUCUGCCUUUGCUCCAAAAUCUUGGAUGGAAGACAGUUUGAAUAGAGCCGAAAACAUUUUUCCUUUUCAGGAUCGCACAAGGACUUUUGACAUGCAUUCAUUGGAGAACUCGCUAAUUGACAUAAUGAGAGCUGAAAAUGAUUCACUGAAAG